Messenger RNA from Candida tropicalis MYA-3404, 1473 nucleotides. RefSeq lists its product as uncharacterized. Gene Ontology annotation, biological process: nitrite transport; transmembrane transport. Bases 1 to 1473 code for a protein of 490 amino acids. NCBI's taxonomy places the organism in Eukaryota, Fungi, Ascomycota, Pichiomycetes, Serinales, Debaryomycetaceae. The transcript has a single exon. Gene Ontology annotation, molecular function: high-affinity secondary active nitrite transmembrane transporter activity. The record is from RefSeq and is a predicted model, not a curated record. Gene Ontology annotation, cellular component: membrane.
AUGUCAAUGGAUGAUAAUAAUUAUUUAACCACUUAUGAAGCGGCACUUGCAGUGGUAGCAACAGCUAUGAAAAAGGCUCGGUUAAGAAUAGAUGUUUUAAUACUAAAUUCUAUACUAGGCGGAAUGUUUUUCGCUACUGGUGGAAUGCUUCAUCUUUUAGUACAAGCAGGAUUUCCUGAUUCACUACAGAAGAAUCCUGGUGUAGUCUCAAUUCUAACGGGGUUUUGUUAUCCAAUUGGUUUAUUUUAUGUUGUUAUUCUAGGUGUAGAUUUGUUCAAUUCAAACAUAUUAUUUUUCAGCACUGGUAUUUGUCGAAGAGCCGUAUCUAUUUGGGAUUUACUAAUUAGCUGGAUAGUUAGUUGGUGGUUCAAUUUAGUUGGAAACAUCUUUGUUUGUUAUGUGAUUUGUACAUAUUCUGGAAUUACAGAAGAACAACAAAUGAUAACUGCAAGUAUAGAAUUACUUGAGAAAAAAGUUCUGUUUUCAUUUAUUCAAUCAUUUAUCAAAGGUAUAGCGGGAAAUUUUUACGUUUGUUUAGCCAUUUUCUUACAAUUGAUGGCUAAACCAUUGCAUGUCAAAUUUUUAAUGAUGACUUUACCUGUUUUCACUUUUGUGUCCUUUGGGUUUACCCAUUCAGUGGCAGAUAUGUUUGUGAUUGUUAUUGGAUUAAUUAAUGGUGCUCCUGUUAAAGUGGCCACAGUUGCUUGGAAAUUAUUUCUCCCUGCAGCCCUUGGAAACAUGGUUGGAGGAUCCUUUUUCGGUAUUGUUAUAACUUGGUACUUGCAUAUAUUUGUUGUUGAACAAGAUAGAAAGAAAUUAGAAUUACCAGAAUACGAAUUAAGAGAUGAACAACCAGAAUUGAAUCAAGAUUCAAGAGUUGUUAGACAAAAGAAAUCAAAAUUUGAUGAAGAUGUCACUAAACUGGAUGAAAGUACUGGAGAUUCUGAAGACACACAACAAGAAGAUGAUAUGGAUCCAAUUCCUAUUUAUGAUGAAGUCAGUAUACCACUGGCCAUUACUCAAUUAAGACCAACGGUAACUCGAUCAAGAACUAGAUCCAGUACAGCCACAACAAAAACAACUAGGAGUCCUAAGAAUGUUUUCCCAGUUUAUGGAAUGGGUGCUCCUUUACAACGUGAACGAACAAUUGCAGGUCAAUUAGAAAAACCGAAAAGUAGAGCCUCGAGUGAUGGUUAUCCUUUUGCUAAUGAUGAUAAUGAUGCUGAACCAGAAGCAGAAUAUAUUGGAUCUCAACUAAAAAGAGUAUUUACUCAAAAAUCACGAGUCCUGGAUUUGGAAUCCGGUAAUAAUAGUCCUAGAAUACUAACACCAAGAUCAUCAUUCACGAGAAGAAAAUCCUCUCAAUCCGAUAGAUCAUCUUUGAGACUAAGUGCCGAAAACUCCCACCAGGAGAAAGACCUUGGAGAUGCCACUAAUUCAUCCAAGGAAAAUUUAGAUCGAAUACUGGAAUAG